CUCACACCUGCUCACACGCGCAGGACGGGAUCCAAGCGGCCUCAGCGCAGAGCAGCAGCAGCGCACUCAGACACACGCACGCGCUCACGCACGCACUCAGACACACGCGCGCGCGCGAUGGCUACGAGCGCAACUGCCGGAAUCGAUGGCGAAGCGCAGCGCGAGCCCGCAGCGCUCAUGGCCUCCCUGAGACUCACGCCGUGUCCGCUGACCAACCCGGAGAUCAAACACAGCAAGAUUUUCAUUAAUAAUGAAUGGUACGACUCAGUGAGCGGAAAAACCUUCUCCACAUACAAUCCCGCCACAGGGGAGAAAAUCUGUGACGUCCAGGAGGCAGAUAAGGCUGAUGUGGAUAAGGCAGUGCAGGCCGCUCGCUCGGCCUUCUCUCUGGGUUCAGAGUGGAGGAGGAUGGACUCCUCUGAGAGAGGGAGGCUUCUCUCUAAGCUGGCAGACCUGGUGGAGCGAGACCGGCUCUACCUCGCUACCCUGGAGUCACUAAACGGCGGGAAACCUUUCCUCUCCUCCUUCUUUGUGGACCUUCAGGGAACAAUUAAGACACUGCGAUAUUUCGCUGGAUGGGCCGACAAGAUCCACGGCACUUCCAUUCCAACCGAUGGAGGGUAUUUAUCAUUCACCAGACACGAGCCCAUUGGAGUGUGUGGACAGAUUAUCCCGUGGAACUUCCCUCUGAUGAUGAUGGCGUGGAAGCUGGGACCAGCACUCUGCUGUGGAAACACGGUGGUCCUGAAGCCAGCCGAGCAGACCCCCCUCACCUGCCUGUACAUGGGUGCACUGAUCAAAGAGGCCGGGUUUCCACCAGGAGUGGUCAAUAUUUUGCCAGGCUUCGGGCCAACCGCAGGAGCCAGUAUCGCCUCUCACAUGGGCAUAGACAAAGUGGCUUUCACUGGAUCCACGGAGGUCGGCAAGCUGAUCCAAGAAGCAGCUGGAAAGAGCAAUCUGAAGAGAGUCAUGCUGGAGCUUGGGGGCAAGAAUCCCAACAUCAUUUUUGCAGACGCUGAUUUGGAUCUGGCAGUAGAGCAGGCCCAUCAGGGCGUUUUCUUCAACAGUGGCCAGUGCUGCACGGCAGGUUCUCGUAUCUUUGUGGAAGAGCCCAUCUACGAGGAGUUUGUGCGCAGGAGUGUGGAGAGAGCAAAGCGGAGGAUAGUGGGCAGCCCCUUUGAUCCUACCACUGAACAAGGACCUCAGAUCAGUCUGGAGCAGCAAAGGCGUGUGUUGGAGUUCAUUGAGAGUGGGAUCAAAGAGGGAGCAAAGCUGGAGUGUGGAGGGAAAGCUCCCUUCUCCAAAGGCUACUACAUCCAGCCCACAGUCUUCUCCAAUGUGCAGGACCAUAUGCGCAUCGCCAAAGAGGAGAUCUUCGGGCCGGUUCAGCAGAUUAUGAAGUUUAAGACAAUUGAGGAAGUCAUUGAGAGAGCCAACAACACAGAAUACGGCCUGACUGCCGCCGUCUUCACCAACGACAUAAGCAAAGCCAUGGCCAUCUCCACAGCUGUGCAAGCUGGCACUGUUUGGAUUAACUGCUUUAAUGCCCUGAGCUGCCAGUGUCCUUUUGGAGGAUUCAAAAUGUCAGGCAACGGCCGUGAACUGGGCGAGUAUGGCUUGAGGGAGUACACAGAGGUGAAGACCAUCACAGUGAAGAUGCCAAUGCUGAACUUGUAAAGUGUACAAACGUUCUCCCAACAGAAGAAAGACUUCCUCUGGCGUUAACACUGGUCAUUCUCCUGUGGCUGUCUCUAGUGGUCCCGCACCAUAUUCUCCACUAAAGCUAACACCACCAGCCAUCUCCAUCCAGCGGCACCACUAGCCCGCCACUUCCAUAACACCAGUGUUCAGCGUCCACUAGCAGUCUUUAUGUCCACAUUAACUCCCAGUAGUGGCCUCCUUUCACCGGCUCCAUUAACCAUACUAAAGCACUCGGAGAGGGUGAGGGAGGCUCACUGUAUAGACCACUCCACGCCCUGCAUCCACUAACCGACCAGCAUCUCCCUCUGGCACCACGCAGCCAGAGGCAUGUUCCAUGUGGUGCAAAAGGUGGCCUUUUGGCUUCGAGAGGGGAGGGGGAAGGGGGAGGGGGGAGGUGUCACUUUCAAACCUCAUACAUAACUUUAAUUCACUAUAGUUUCACUGUGUAAAACUCGUCAGCUGUGUUUCAGUUUGUACUAAGACCACUGAAGUUAUCUGUCUCAGAAAAAAAGAAAAAGAUGGAUGUGAUCUUUUAUUAAAUAUUAAUUCUAAAAAUGUAAUUGUUUAAUUGUUCUGUGUUUUUGCUGUUUUGUUUUUAUGGCGUAUUAUAUAACUCUGUAUGUCGAUGUGUUGACCAAUGUAAACAGAAAUGGUUUACCUCAGAAAAAAAAAAUCAUGUUAAUAUGAGAAAUGCAUUUUACACAAAUGAUUACUCAUUGGUGUCCAUUUAUUUUCAUUCUUAAACAAUUAUGUA
Messenger RNA from Pygocentrus nattereri (red-bellied piranha), 2455 nucleotides. It is a transcript of the gene aldh1a2, whose product is annotated as aldehyde dehydrogenase 1 family, member A2. Bases 118 to 1677 code for a protein of 519 amino acids. The record is from RefSeq and is a predicted model, not a curated record. The transcript has 13 exons. Gene Ontology annotation, molecular function: aldehyde dehydrogenase (NAD+) activity. Lineage: Eukaryota; Metazoa; Chordata; Actinopteri; Characiformes; Serrasalmidae.